AUGCACAAAUUUCCCAACGGCGCUCUCAAAGCGGUAGCACAUGCAUCCCGUUCCCUCACCGAUGCUGAAAAAUGUUACGGACAGGUGGAGAAGGAAGGUCUAGCCCUGGUAUUAGCUGUAACGAAGUUCCACCGGAUGUUACUUGGACGCAAGUUUACGCUACAAACGGAUCAUCAGCCGCUCUUGAGGAUAUUUGGAUCGAAAAAGGGGAUUCCAAUCCACACCGCCAAUCGCUUACAACGCUGGGCACUGACGCUUCUGUGUUACGAUUUUGACAUCCAGUAUGUAUCCACCACCCAGUUCGGAAAUGCCGAUGUUCUUUCCCGUCUCAUCAGCGGCCAUUCAAGACCGGAGGAAGAUUUCAUCAUCGCUUCGAUCCAACUGGGAGAUGACAUUGAAGUACCUCUUCAAGAAGCAGUUGGAUUACUUCCUGUGACGUUUGACAUGGUACGUAGCACUACAACGAAUUGCUCCGUUCUCCAGCAAGUUGUCAAGCACAUUGAAAAUGAAUGGCCUACUCACAUCAAGGACAUUACAAACCCCGAUGUUCGACCGUUCCACACCCAUCAGGACGCCCUGGAAUUGGUAAAGGGAUGUGUUAUGCUUGGAAACCGAUUGGUGAUUCCUGAAACAUUGCGAAAACGGAUUCUGAAGCAGCUCCAUAGAGGACAUCCAGGGAUGGAAAGGAUGAAAGCUCUCGCUAGAAGUCAUGUCUACUGGCCCAAGAUCGACGACAGCAUUUCCGAUUACGUCAAGCAGUGCGACAUCCACAUAGAUUUUGCUGGUCCAGUCAACGGCCUGCAUUUUCUAGUGGUAAUCGACGCCUUUUCCAAGUGGCCGGAAAUCAGCAUUGUACGCUCACCGACCACAGCAGCAGUAAUCAAUUUCCUGGACGAAGUGUUUGCUCGCUUUGGAGUUCCAACCACCAUCGUAUCCGAUAACGGCACACAAUUUUCAUCGGCGCAGUUCGCGGAAUUCUGCAAGAAGAACGGAAUCCAACAUUUGAGAAUCUCUCCGUAUCAUCCGCAGUCGAACGGCCAGGCGGAACGCUUUGUAGAAACCUUGAAGACGGCGUUGCUCAAGAUUAACGAGGAGGAAAAGAUCUCCGAAUCACUGCAAAUCUUCCUUCAAGCCUACAGAACAACCCCAAGUCGUACCCUGAAUGGAAAAACUCCGUCACAGCUGAUGAUCGGAAGGAACAUGCGAACAGUCCUGAGUCUACUCCAACCACGACAGCCGAUGACCCCAAUCAUUAAUCAACGACAAAAUGACCAGUUCAACCGGAAACAUGGCGUAGUACCUAGGAAUCUACAAGCUGGUGAUGCAGUUUAUGCCGAGGUCUACCAAUCCAAUUCGAAAUGGAAAUGGGCUCCCGGAGUCAUUAUUGAAGCCAUUGGGCAAGUAAACUUCAACGUUCUAUUGGACGAAUGGCAUGGCCGACGGAAGUUGAUCCGUUCACAUGCCAACCAAAUCAAGCAUCGCUUUGACGACCAACAACCAACAAAGGAACCAACGGAGAAAUCUUCCCUCAACAUAUUCAUGGACGAGUUUGGACUGCAGGAUAACUUCCAACAAAAUGAAGUCACAACCGUUGCUCCUCCAGAACCAGCACCAGACCAAGAAGUUUUCAUUGAUGCCACUGAUGAUGACGAAGCACUACCAGAAAUUGAAGUAAGCCUGCCGGAAUCAAUUCAGCAUCCACAACCUGAUGAGGAAGCCUCUACGAGUCGGCCCAGGCGAAUGAUCCAGAUGCCAUCUAGACUGGAACCUUUCCUAGUAUUCUGGAAAUAA
This is a messenger RNA of Aedes albopictus (Asian tiger mosquito), 1791 nucleotides long. RefSeq lists its product as uncharacterized. Gene Ontology annotation, molecular function: nucleic acid binding. The coding region runs from base 1 to 1791 and encodes 596 amino acids. Gene Ontology annotation, biological process: DNA integration. The transcript has a single exon. Lineage: Eukaryota; Metazoa; Arthropoda; Insecta; Diptera; Culicidae. The record is from RefSeq and is a predicted model, not a curated record.